AUGUCCAGCACUGCCACUACCACUCUCACUGAGACCUUCUCGAAGCUCUCGGUACGCGCCUCUACCGAGCCAUUGAAGCCAACAGGCGCACUCGACAAAUAUGACUUCGUCGACAUCACGCCUGUCAUCGGGCGCGAAUACCCGAAUGUGCAGUUGACCGAUCUGCUAAAUGCAGAGGAUGCAGACGAGCUGAUCAGAGAGCUGGCGAUAAUCGUGUCGCAGCGCAAUGUGGUGUUCUUUAGAAACCAGAACAUUGAGAUUGAGCAGCAGAAAAAGGCACAUCCAGCUCUGUCCCUUCACUCGAAGAUAGAGUCUGGUCCCGAGAUUCAUGUUAUCUCCUCAACGAAGUUCAAGCAACUAGAGCAGCAGGAUAAUUUCGAUCUGUCACAGCUCGCAUCUAGGGGUUGGCACUCAGACAUCACCUUCGAGCCCGUACCUUCGGAUUUUGCUAUCCUGAAGAUCCAUACGCUGCCGGAGACUGGUGGUGACACUGUCUGGGCAAGUGGAUACGAGGCGUACGACCGCCUGAGCCCUGCGCUGGCAAAGCAUCUCGAAGGCCUGACGGCAAUUCAUGAGGCAUCGAAGUUCAAGCGUUAUGUCGAGUCACAUGGGAAGACGCUUUAUGAUGGCGAGCGGGGAAACCCAGAGAAUGUGGGAGCAGACUUGCGAGCUGUCCACCCCGUCAUCCGCACCAACCCUGUAACUGGCUGGAAGGCGCUGUUCGUAAACAAGAACUUCACUCGCCGGAUACUCGAGCUUACCAAGGACGAAUCUGAUGCUACCCUCGACUAUCUGUUUAAGCUGGUGAACGACAACCAUGAUCUGCAAGUCCGCUUCAAGUGGAACAAAAACGACGUUGCUAUCUGGGCCAAUCCUGCUACGUUCCACAACGUGACUCGUGACUACGACGACCUGCGGGAGGGCGAUCGGGUGGUUUCACUCGGCGAGAGGCCAUACUAUGAUCCGAACUCCAAGUCACGACGGGAUGCACUCGGACAAAAGAAGCGCAUCUUUGGGUUUCAAGUUACCCAGUGAAAUAUUAAAUCUUUCAUAGAUAAACUGCUGUAGCGUAUACAUAGCGAGUGUUGCUCUCGAACGCAUGUGUCUGAUCC
Postia placenta MAD-698-R-SB12 is the source of this 1112-nucleotide messenger RNA. RefSeq lists its product as hypothetical. The transcript has 9 exons. The record is from RefSeq and is a predicted model, not a curated record. Bases 1 to 1035 code for a protein of 344 amino acids. Gene Ontology annotation, cellular component: cytoplasm. NCBI's taxonomy places the organism in Eukaryota, Fungi, Basidiomycota, Agaricomycetes, Polyporales, Adustoporiaceae. Gene Ontology annotation, molecular function: 2-oxoglutarate-dependent dioxygenase activity.